GCCCCGCCCUCCUGCCCGCCUGCCGGCAUGGCCGAUCCAGCGGACUCCACCGCCUCCCCGUCCGACACCGAGUCCGACGCCUCCGAGGUCACGGACUGGGAGCUGCAGGAAGCGUUCUCCAAAGGGAUCCUGAAGCCCGGGCUCAAUGUUGUGCUGGAAGGGCCGAAGAAGAAGGUCAACAACGUGGACGGCCUGAAGCACUGUCUGUCCGAAUUCAAGAAGAAGCUGGCCUGGAUCGAAAGACUUGAUGUGACCUUGGGGCCGGUGCCAGAAAUCCCCAGCUCGCAGCCCACGCUUCACACGCCAGAUCAGAAAGCGGUCGACCCGGAAGACGACUUCCAGAGGGAGAUGAGCUUCUAUCGCCAGGCUCAGGCGGCCGUGCUCACGGCCCUGCCCCGCCUCCAUCAGCACAAGGUCCUCACCAAGCGGCCCGACGACUACUUCGCAGAAAUGGCCAAGUCGGACCAGCAGAUGCAGAAGAUCCGCCAGAAGCUUCAGGCGAAGCAGGUGGCCAUGGAGAAGUCUGAAAAGGCCAAACAGCUCCGAGCCCUGCGGAAAUUCGGCAAGAAGGUACAAACGGAAGUUCUGCAGAAGAGGCAGAAGGAGAAGUCAACCAUGAUGAAUGCCAUUAAGAAGUACCAGAAAGGCCUGACAGACAAGCUGGACUUUCUGGAGGGCGACCAGGGGUCCACGAGCCGGCCCAAAAAGGAGGACGCUAAAGCCCCACAGACGAAGAAAGGGCCCAACGCCAAGCGGCGCUACAAGAACCAGAAGUUUGGCUUCGGGGGAAAGAAGAAGGGCUCCAAAUGGAACACCCGGGAAAGCCACAACGACGUGUCGGGCUUCCGGGCCAGCGUGGCCCACGCCAGGGGCGCCAAGAAGGCCGGGAAAAAGGGAUCGAACAAGAGACCCGGCAAGUGGGCGAGGCAGAAGAUGAAGAGUAGAGCCCGCUGACGGCACGGCCCCUCACCUUGCGUUUCGGCCCGGGGCUCUUUCGCCCGCGACUCGUCCCGGGACGACCGUCCGCCGACGGCGAGACCUGGGCCGGCCCAGGGGUUCCCUUGGAACCCGCAGCCUCCCGGUUAGUUCCCGGAAAGGGGCGCGGCGCCCGAGGUGGUGCCCGACCCGCCGAUCCCGCCCGGACUUCUUUUCCCCAGUGGAUCCGGGCCUGUGUCGGGGCCUCCGGGUACCACAUUAAAGAGCUCAUCUCGGCUGCCCUGCUGCCA
Molecule: messenger RNA, 1226 nt
Organism: Ornithorhynchus anatinus (platypus)
Lineage: Eukaryota; Metazoa; Chordata; Mammalia; Monotremata; Ornithorhynchidae
Gene: EBNA1BP2
Product: EBNA1 binding protein 2
Exons: 9
Coding region: 28-954 (308 amino acids)
Biological process (GO): ribosomal large subunit biogenesis; rRNA processing
Cellular component (GO): nuclear periphery; nucleolus; preribosome, large subunit precursor
Source: RefSeq, a predicted model, not a curated record